UUGUGCUCUUCUUACUGGAGGAGGCUACGCAGAGAAGGUGGCAGUACCAUCCGAGCAUGUCCUUCCACUCCCUAAAGGUAUCUCUUUGGUAGAAGCUGCAAGCUUUCCUGAGGUGGCAUGCACUGUCUGGUCAACUGUUUUCAUGAUGAGCAAGCUUUCACCAGGGGAAAGUUUCCUCGUCCAUGGGGGAUCAAGUGGAAUUGGCACAUUUGCUAUCCAGAUUGCCAAACAACACGCGGUAAAGGUUUUUGCUACAGCAGGAACUGAGGAAAAAUUAGCCGCCUGCAAGAAUUUUGGUGCCGAUGUUUGCAUAAACUAUAAAACCGAAGACUUUGUUACGCGGAUUAAGGAAGAAACAGGAGGAAAGGGUGUUGAUGUUAUACUUGACAACAUCGGUGGCCCAUACUUUCAGAAGAACCUUGACAGCUUAGAUAUUGAUGGGAGGCUUUUUAUCAUUGGUUUCAUGGGAGGCACAGUAACUCAAGUGAACCUUUCAUGUUUGCUUGCAAAACGUCUUACUGUACAAGCUGCUGGAUUGAGGACUAGAAGCCGCGAGAACAAAGCAGAGAUCGUUCGGGAAGUAGAGGAACAAGUUUGGCCGGCCAUAGAAGCUGGAAAAGUGAAGCCCGUUGUUUACAAGACUCUUCCCCUGGCUGAAGCAGCACAAGCUCAUAAACUAAUGGAGAGCAGCGCUCAUAUCGGCAAAAUAUUGCUAAUUCCAUGA
Molecule: messenger RNA, 724 nt
Organism: Asparagus officinalis (garden asparagus)
Lineage: Eukaryota; Viridiplantae; Streptophyta; Magnoliopsida; Asparagales; Asparagaceae
Product: quinone oxidoreductase PIG3-like
Exons: 5
Coding region: 143-724 (193 amino acids)
Molecular function (GO): oxidoreductase activity
Source: RefSeq, a predicted model, not a curated record